Molecule: messenger RNA, 1560 nt
Organism: Aspergillus nidulans FGSC A4
Lineage: Eukaryota; Fungi; Ascomycota; Eurotiomycetes; Eurotiales; Aspergillaceae
Product: putative MFS transporter
Exons: 6
Coding region: 1-1560 (519 amino acids)
Biological process (GO): transmembrane transport
Cellular component (GO): membrane
Molecular function (GO): transmembrane transporter activity
Source: RefSeq, a predicted model, not a curated record
AUGGCUGCAACCAACCGUGCUGACAUUGUCGUUGAUGAGAAAAUUCAUGACCCAGACCAUAUCGAAAAGACACAGCAGACUGUGGCCAUUGACAACAUUCAAGUGCUUGGGUUGAGCUCUGAAGAUGCGGACUUCUACACUAACUACCCACCUGAGGCGAGGAAGAAGCUGCUAUGGAAGGUUGAUAUCCGUUUAAUCCCCAUGCUGGCUGUUUUGUACCUCAUUUCACACCUCGACCGCGCCAAUAUCGGUAAUGCGAAGAUUGAGGGACUCAUCGAAGACCUUGGCAUGUCGGGCAUUCAGUACAAUAUCGUGCUUUCGAUCUUCUUCAUCCCAUAUGUUCUUCUGGAGGUUCCAAGCAACAUGCUCCUCAAGAACUUCACCCGCCCCUCUUUCUAUCUCGGCAUACUCAUCACUUGCUGGGGAAUCAUCAUGACCCUGACCGGGCUAGUACAGAACUUUGCAGGAUUGCUGGUUGUCCGCAUCCUUCUGGGUGUGUUCGAGGCAGGUUUCUUCCCCGGUGCCGUCUACCUCUGCACAAUCUGGUAUAUGCCCAAAGAACUCUCGACUAGGCUGGCGAUCUUCUACUGCGCAUCCGCCCUUAGCGGUGCAUUUUCAGGUCUUCUUGCUGCCGGCAUCGCGCAGAUGGACGGAGUCGGCGGCCAAGAUGGUUGGCGAUGGAUUUUCAUCCUCGAGGGCAUCGCCACCGUCGUCCUAGGAGCUAUGUGCUUCUUCCUCCUCAUCGACUCGCCCAGAAAGUCAGGCAGUUGGCUCGAGCCCGAGGAAAUUCGAUACCUUGAGCUGCAACAUUUCAUCAAGGAGGGCGGACACUUUAAGGAGGAGAAAAAGAAGGCAAAUUGGAAGGACAUCAAGGCGACAUUACUGAACUGGCGCAUGUACAUGCUUGCGUUUAUUCUGCUGGCGCAGUCGGCUUGUUCGUACGGAACGAAAUUCUUCCUUCCCACAAUCACCAAAGCCAUGGGCUUCCGCGACACAAACGCCCAGCUCAUGACCGUGCCCCCUUACGUGGCCGGCGCAAUCUCCGCCGUCUUCUUCAGCAAGCUUUCUGACCGGUUCUAUUGGCGCAUGCCUUUUGUCGCGAUCCCACUAUGCCUCGUCGUAACCGGUUACGCCGUUAUGGUGUCUCUUCACGGCGAACUAGACACGCGCGUUGGCCCAGCCUUCUUUGCUAUCAUCCUGACGACUAUGGGCAUCUACCCAAUCCAUCCUGCGACGACGUCGUGGACGGCGAAUAACCUGGCACCCUCUGGUAGAAGGGCAAUCGGGCUGGCGUUUAAUAUAUGCAUUGGAAAUAUUGGAGGAGUUGUUGGAAGUUACAUGUAUAUCGACAGCGAGGAACCUUAUUAUUACACUGGGUUCGGAUUGAGUUUGGCGCUGGGGGGCACAGCGUUGCUUGUUUCUUUGGUGCUGGAAUUGAGCUUCAAGUGGGCGAAUAAGAAAAAAGAGAGGAUGGGGGAGGAGGAGAUUCGAGAGAGAUAUAGUGAUGAUGAGCUGUUAGCUAUGGGUGAUAAGAGUCCGCUUUUUAGGUAUACGCUUUGA